AUGGGGAAGGGAGGUGAAGAUUAUGGGAAGAAAGAGAACGCGAGUUCUGAUGAUUCAGAGAGUGACAUCUUCAAAGCUUGGGCGAAGGAUGUGCGUGAAUGCGAGGAACAGUUUAAGGUGAGUGUGAAAUCGAGGUUGAGUGACGAGGAGGUUGAGAAUCGGCGUAAGAUCUAUGGUUUGAACGAAUUGGAGAAGCACGAUGGCCAAUCCAUUUGGAAAUUGGUUUUGGAACAGUUUAACGAUACUUUGGUUCGGAUUCUUCUGGCUGCUGCUAUAAUUUCGUUUGUUUUGGCUUGGUAUGAUGGUGAGGAAGGUGGUGAGAUGGAGAUUACGGGUUUCGUGGAGCCUUUGGUGAUAUUUCUGAUAUUGAUUGUGAACGCGAUUGUUGGGGUUUGGCAGGAGAGUAACGCGGAGAAGGCGUUAGAGGCUUUGAAGGAGAUUCAAUCGGAGCAUGCUUCGGUGAUUCGGAAUAAUGAAAGUGUUCCUAGCUUGCCGGCGGAGGAGCUUGUGCCUGGGGAUAUUGUGGAGCUUAAGGUUGGGGAUAAGGUGCCUGCAGAUAUGAGGGUUGUGGAAUUGGUAAGUUCCACUUUGAGAUUGGAGCAGGGUUCCUUGACUGGUGAGAGUGAAGCGGUGAAUAAGACUAACAAGCCUGUUGGUGAGGAUACUGAUAUUCAAGGCAAGAAGUGUAUUGUUUUCGCUGGGACACCGGUGGUUAAUGGUCAUCGCUUUUGCUUGGUUACUCAUACUGGCAUGAGCACUGAGAUUGGGAAGGUGCAUAACCAGAUACAGGAGGCAUCGCAGAGUGACGAAGAUACUCCUUUGAAGAAGAAGCUCAAUGAAUUCGGAGAGAGGCUGACAAUGAUGAUUGGACUCAUUUGUAUUUUGGUUUGGCUCAUCAAUGUCAAGUAUUUUCUUACAUGGGAGUAUGUUAAUGGAUGGCCAACAAACUUCAAGUUUUCAUUUAAGAAGUGUACGUAUUACUUUGAGAUUGCUGUGGCGUUGGCUGUGGCUGCUAUUCCCGAGGGAUUGCCUGCUGUCAUCACAACUUGCCUUGCACUGGGUACUCGCAAGAUGGCCCAGAAGAAUGCCCUGGUUCGGAAACUACCUAGUGUCGAAACUCUGGGUUGUACAACUGUGAUUUGCUCUGAUAAAACUGGUACAUUGACUACGAACCAGAUGGCUGUUUCAAAACUAGUAGCUAUUGGCCCUAAUAUAGAUACCCUGCGAGCCUUUAAGGUGGAAGGAACUACGUAUAAUCCAUCUAAUGGUUAA
This is a messenger RNA of Lathyrus sativus (Indian pea), 1272 nucleotides long. The record is from the annotation of a GenBank genome assembly. NCBI's taxonomy places the organism in Eukaryota, Viridiplantae, Streptophyta, Magnoliopsida, Fabales, Fabaceae.